AUGGAAUCCCAAACCUUGAGUCCAACGAUGGUUCCGCCAUCAGUUAGAAAGUCAACAUUUCUGGUAAGGCCUUUUGUCAUGGGAGAAAGAAUGACUAGCUUUAGGAUAUAAUCUAACUUGUGAAGGCUGUUAUUUGGGCUGGUACCGCUAUAGGUACGCUCGGUCUUGCGUUCCGGUUGUUCGUAAGAGUGAAAUAUCUUCAUCGACUUCAAUUCGAUGACUUCUUGGUAUCCUUUGCUUGGAUGCUUCUCCUCGGUACCGCACUACUUUGGACCGUCAUUAUCAAUAAUUUUUACGAGAUAGCAAAUUUUCUUUCUGGGAAGGCUUAUCUUACCGCAACUUUUCCCCACAGUCUCGAACAAUAUCUCCAUGGUUCUCUUGCCGCGUGGUUGAUGUUCUACUUGGUGCUAUGGACUAUCAAGAUCAACUUUCUACUUUUCUUCCGUAAGCUGGGUGAUAAAGUAACCAACUACUACAAAAUCUACUGGUGGGCCGUUUUAAUCUUCACACUGGCAGCGGGUAUUGUGUGUGUUGGCACAAUACAGUAUGAUUGUCUGGCCGUUACCUUCGAGCAAUCCACAGCUUCCCAGGGAACGUGUGCUGGUCCGAAGGAUAUCAAGUUUCAGGACUUUGCACUCAAAUUCCCCGCUGCCUUGGAUAUUAUAACAGAUGCACUAAGUAAGGGAAUCAACAUUGUCAACGUUAAUUACUCACUAACAUGUAUUCGUAGUUAUUUCUAUGCCAAUAUCAAUGCUUUGGAGAGUUCGUAUGACUAUUAAGCGGAAAUUACAGUUGGGAGGUAUAUUCUGCCUCGUUAUCCUUACCAUUGUUGUUGCGAUUGUACGAAUCGCUAUAGUUUCGAGCGCGGCUGGUUCAAAUGCCAACAAACAGGUUGAGGUUACUUCGCACUUUAUAUGGCACCAUAUCGAGGCAUCUGUUGGUAAGUUUUCUGAUAUAUAUUUACUGUAUUUUAGUAAACUAAGCCAAGAGUAGCUGUCCUUGUAGCAUGUCUUGCUUCGUUCCGCACUCUAUUUGCGGCCAAAGAACGGGAAAGAGACGCAGAGCAGAGGGAACAGCGUGAGCGAGCUGGACGACCAGCUGGACCGAAAGCCCGAGUACUGUGGGCAAGAGCGAAAUAUAUCCAGGACUCGCUAUUUAGCACCACACCCACUGUCAAUGGAACUACGAAACUAGACAGCCACACAUCCGAUGGAAUGGACUAUCCCUUGAGAUCCGUGAAUGGAAACAAGAGUUAUGACACCGAACACACUUUGAACGGACAAGAUCAAAGCCUUACUACGGUCCCAUCUCAUCGCGGAGCAUGA
This is a messenger RNA of Hymenoscyphus albidus, 1325 nucleotides long. The record is from the annotation of a GenBank genome assembly. Lineage: Eukaryota; Fungi; Ascomycota; Leotiomycetes; Helotiales; Helotiaceae.